Molecule: messenger RNA, 675 nt
Organism: Lodderomyces pseudojiufengensis
Lineage: Eukaryota; Fungi; Ascomycota; Pichiomycetes; Serinales; Debaryomycetaceae
Product: riboflavin kinase
Exons: 3
Coding region: 1-675 (224 amino acids)
Biological process (GO): riboflavin biosynthetic process; FMN biosynthetic process
Cellular component (GO): mitochondrion
Molecular function (GO): riboflavin kinase activity
Source: RefSeq, a predicted model, not a curated record
AUGAUUGCAAAUUUUGACGACGAAAUAAACGUGAAAUAUGAAGAAAUUACUGACAAAAAUCCAUUGAAUCCCACAUUGAAUCCCACAUUAAAUCAAGCAUCUAUUGAUAAAGGUCACAUCAAAAUUCGAAAUAGACCAGAAACAAUAAUACAUGAUAAACCACAACCACCAUUCCCAAUACAUGAGAAAUCUUCAAUUAUAUCUGGUUUUGGUAGAGGAUCAAGUGAAUUAGGUAUACCAACAGCAAAUAUUCCAAUACAAGAUGAAUUAAAUAAUUUACAAACUGGAAUAUUUUAUGGAUGGUCAAAAAUUCAUCCAAAUCCAAAUUUAAAAGAUUCAACUGAAAAAAGAAUAGAUGGUAAUGAAAUAAUAUUUAAUCAUGGAAAUAAAUUAAUAGCAAAAGAAUUAUGUAUUUUCCCAAUGGUAAUGUCAAUUGGAUGGAAUCCAUUUUAUGAUAAUAAACAAAAAGCUGCUGAAAUUCAUAUAAUAAAUAAAUUUAAUGAUAAUUUUUAUGGUGCAAAAAUUGAAUAUAUUGUUUUAGGUUAUAUUAGACCUGAAUUAAAUUAUACAACAAAAGAAGCUUUAAUAAAAGAUAUUAAUUUAGAUAUUAAAAUUGCAAAAGAAAUAUUAUCAAAACCUGAAUAUGAAAAAUAUAAAGAUGAAUUAAAGGAUUAA